Messenger RNA from Esox lucius (northern pike), 2211 nucleotides. RefSeq names its product Ras association domain family member 10a (gene rassf10a). The coding region runs from base 402 to 1775 and encodes 457 amino acids. The record is from RefSeq and is a predicted model, not a curated record. Lineage: Eukaryota; Metazoa; Chordata; Actinopteri; Esociformes; Esocidae. The transcript has a single exon. Gene Ontology annotation, biological process: signal transduction.
AUGUGAUUCACUGAGACUGGGGAGAGUGGAGAGUGAUCUUCCCGAUGCGAGCAGAGGGCGUAUACUUUAGUGUUCGCACAGAAUUGUACCCACAGUCCGUUUUGACUGAGAGGAAGGACGCAUGUUUCUGUCUCUGUUCAGUUUUCAUCGAAGAAGUCUUCGGGGAUAAUGUGAUGCCCCCCUCUGAACAACUUCAGGGUACCUAUGAAUCGGCCGCGGGAAUAAUAAUAAAUGCAGGGAAGUACUGCGCUUUUUUAAUGAGAAAGAUGAUAUGCCUACACGAAAAUAAAGACCCCUGCAUACGAAGGUAGGAGUCAUACUUCAUACGCCUGAAAAGUGGGACCGCUCAGUCGAGACGAGAUCUGAAACCGAUGAGCAGUUGAGCUUGAGGUUUUUCCAGUAUGGAGCAGGAAGAAUGCAAGGUGUCGGUAUGGGUCUGUCGGGAAGAGAAGCUGGUCUCCGGGCUUUCCAAACGCACCACCUGCGCCGAUGUUGUAAAAGUUCUACUGGAGGACCAAAACUUGCAGCAAGGUGCGUCAGCGGCGAUGCUUUCCGGGACACCCCAGUCCUACUGCAUAGUGGAGAAAUGGAGAGGCUUUGAGAGGUUUUUACCCAAUAAAACUAAAAUCCUGCGUCUAUGGAGUGCCUGGGGAGACGAGCAGGAAAAUGUGAGGUUUGUGUUGGUAAAAAACGAGGCAUCCUUACCAAACAACGGACCUAGGAGCGCCGAGGCGCGUGUGGUUCAGAGCAAAGACAGCCCUUGCGUAUUCAAGGGAGCAGCCAGGACCACAAUGGCUUUCUCACAAGAAAAGCAGCGACGGAUUGUUAGAAAAGCUUUUAGGAAGCUGGACAAAAUUAACAAAAAGAGGGAAGAGACUGUACCUAAAGAUGAAUCAGCUGUGGAGAAAAUGGAAACGUUGGUGCACUUGGUUAUAUCACAAGAUCACACCAUCCGCCAGCAGAUCCAAAGAAUCAAAGAACUGGACAGAGACAUAGAGAGGUAUGAGGCCAAAGUGCACUUUGACAGAAUUAAGAGACAUGGCAUUAAUUAUGUGCAAGACACGUACAUGGUGGAAUCGCGCGCCGAAGCAGAUAAAAAAGAGGACGUUCCAUGUUCGGCGGAGGCCAUUGCGCAGUUUGAGGAGUACGCACUCAGGUGCGAGGAGGUGCUGCGACUUCAGGAGGAGUUGACAGAGCGCGAAGUUCUCGUGGACUGCAUUACCGGUGAAAUUCAGGAGGAGCUGAACCAAAGGUGGAUGAAAAGACGACAAGAUGAGUUGUCGGGCAAAGACACAGACAGUGUUGGAGAGGGCCCUGUGGGUGAAGUAGAUUUACAGGCAGGCGCCAGCGCUACAGAACCAGACGUGGACACAAUAUCAGAAAACGAGUUGGUGUUAGAGGAGGAAAGAAUCAAAACGCAGCUGGAUACCAGUUUAUAUAUUGGUCUUCGUCUCAACACGGAUUUAGAGACAAUUAAGGGUGAUUUGGACCUAAGCCAGGAGAUGUGGGACGCGAAAGAAAAAGAACUGCUGGAAUUGCUUGCAAUAAUUGACUCUGUGGAAUUGAAUGAGAAGUUAACGGAGGAUGACAAACAACAUGCUGGAGUCAAUAAUCCUAAACUGCUGCCUUCCAUGGAGAAGAGUUGUGGAUGGGUGGAGCAGGCCAGAGGUCUCUCAAAAACCUGCAACACGAAUGAUGAGGACUCAGAUACAGGGCUGAGCUCUAUGCAUAGCCAGGACUCCGACAACACACCGGUGUGUGAAUCACUAGUGUAGCUAACUGUACUGAAGCGCUGAAAAUAAUGCAAUGCAAACUCAGGGACACUGGAAUUCUAUAAAAUUAGCAAUAUGAUUAACCUUUUUCCCAAAAGGUAUCAGCAUGGACACUGUAAACGAAACCUAUUAUUGUCACCUUUAUUAACAGUAUGCUGUCUUGAAACAGACCACUAACAGACAUUCAGUCAGUAUAGACAAGCAAUAGAUUUUAGGGGUUCAUGCCAGUUCUGCUAAAAUCCUGACAAAAGUUAUGCAAAGUUGUUAUAGCUUGCUAUUUUGUUUCUUUGUGUCACAAGUAUUAUUUAUCUUAAAAUGUUUAGAAUUAGGGAAAAUGACGAAUGCAUUGAACUGCAAAAUCCCACAUCAUUAUGAUGAUUCAGCUAUAAACAUGCAAGUUACUCUGGAUGUAAAGUAUUAAAACAUUUUAUGAUCUGUU